Molecule: messenger RNA, 4687 nt
Organism: Myotis daubentonii (Daubenton's bat)
Lineage: Eukaryota; Metazoa; Chordata; Mammalia; Chiroptera; Vespertilionidae
Gene: PAQR8
Product: progestin and adipoQ receptor family member 8
Biological process (GO): response to steroid hormone
Cellular component (GO): plasma membrane
Molecular function (GO): steroid binding; nuclear steroid receptor activity
Source: RefSeq, a predicted model, not a curated record
CGCCCCGGCCGUCCCCUUUUCCCGGCCGCUCCCCUGUGCAGCGCGGGCCGGGGUCACAGCCGCCUGCGGGAAGCUAGGAGCCGGGAGCCGGGAACCCAGUCGACCCAAAGCUGCCCUGACGAACAAACAGAUGCCAGUUGGCUCCCAGGUCUGAACUGGACUUAGUUCCAACCAAUAGACAACCCAGACCCGCGGUGUUAAUCUUUAGAAAUUCAGUCGUGUCGUCAGCUUAUAAAAACCUGCUAUUGUGUCAGGCAUCCUAUUUCCGAGGAUGCAAAGAUGAGCAGAAACUGUGCAGUCAUGUGUUAUUCAGCUCUGGAUACAGAAUGGCCUGCGAUUGCUUUGGGCGCCCAGAGAUGACGGAAACUCGCUUGAUCAACGCAGGCUGCAACCCCCGCCCUGCCGUGCCAGGCAGCCAUGACGACGGCCAUCCUGGAGCACCUGAGCACCCUGUCGGUCAGCGGGCAGCAGCUGCGCCGCCUGCCCAAGAUCCUGGAGAAUGGGCUUCCCAAGAUGCCUUGCACCGUCCCCGAGACAGAUGUGCCCCAGCUGUUCCGGGAGCCUUACAUCCACACCGGCUACCGCCCCACGGGCCACAGGUGGCGCUACUACUUCCUCAGCCUCUUCCAGAAGCACAACGAGGUGGUCAACGUCUGGACCCACUUGUUGGCGGCCCUGGCCGUCCUCUUGCGAUUCUGGGCCUUUGCCGAGGCCGAGGCCUUGCCCUGGGCCUCGGCCAGCACCCUGCCCCUGCUCAUCUACGUCCUGUCCUCCAUCACUUACCUCCUGUUCAGCGUGCUGGCCCACCUGCUGCAGUCCCAGUCGGAGCUCUCCCACUACACGUUCUACUUCGUGGACUACGUGGGGGUGAGCAUCUACCAGUACGGCAGCGCCCUGGUCCACUUCUUCUACACCUCCGACCAGGGCUGGUAUGAGCACUUCUGGCUCUUCUUCCUUCCAGCAGCUGCCUUCUGUGGCUGGUUGUCUUGCGCUGGCUGUUGUUACGCCAAGUAUCGUUAUCAGAAGCCUUACCCAAUCAUGAAGAAGAUAUGUCAGGUGGUGCCCUCUGGGCUGGCCUUCAUUCUGGACAUUAGCCCCGUGGCCCACCGAGUAGCCCUGUGCCACCUGGCUGGCUGCCAGGAGCAGGCCGCCUGGUACCACACCCUCCAGAUCCUCUUCUUCCUGGUCAGCGCCUACUUCUUCUCUUGCCCGGUUCCUGAGAAGUACUUCCCCGGGUCCUGUGACAUUGUGGGCCACGGGCAUCAGCUCUUCCACGUAUUUCUGUCCAUUUGCACGCUGUCCCAGCUGGAGGCCAUCCUCCUGGACUACCAGGGGCGGCAGGAGAUCUUCCUGCAGCGCCACAGUCCCCUGUCUGUCUACGUGGCCUGUCUGUCCUUCUUCUUGUUGACCGCCUGCAGCACCACCACUGCAGCCCUCCUGAGGCGCAAAGUCAAGGCCAGACUGAUGAAGAAAGAGUCCUGAGGCUGGCAGGGUGGGCAAGCUGUGGAGGCACCCCAUUGCGAUUUGGGGGAAAGGUGAUACAAACACAGGAGCUGACCUUUUGUUUUUAAGAGUUUUCAUGUGUAUUAAUGGCUUUUACAUUAAUACAUAUAUAUCCAAGGAUAUGCUAUGGCCAUGGCUUUGGGGAGCCAAAGGAUUCAAGAGUUAUGUUGUUAAUAAAAGGAGUGUUCCUUUUCCAUCUGGGUCAUAGCCUUUCAAGACACAGGAAAGGAAGGGACCUUGUCUAAGAUCGUGGGGCACUGAAUUAAGGACCAUAUUCAUGCCUGAAAAUUCAGUAAAAUUCUGACUAAGGCCUCCAGGGGCAAGUCCUGGAGCUGGAGGGGUGAUAAACCUGGACUGGAAAACAAGGAGGUGGCUGGUCCACACCAUAUUGGACUGGCCAUCCUACUAUUGCUGGUCUUUGGUAAUUGAAUAAACUGACCCCAGGACCCAUUUCCUUUGGGUUUCAGAUUGUCCAAGGUGGAGAAUUCAGACUCUUCAAGAUUCAGUGAAACCUUCAGACAAUGAAUUAUCCAGUUCAUCUGAUUUCUGAUCUCUCCUCUCUCACCCACUCUAACUCUGACCCUUUUCUCAGGAUGACAUCUCUCUGGCUAUUUCCUCUAAAGUGCUGUUCACUCCCUUCAGACCUUGGUAACAUACAGGACUGUGAAGUAGUUGCGUGGAUCCAUGUGGCUAUGCAGGAAGCUUAUUCUCAUAUAAUACUAAUGCAGACGGUACUAGAAAGUACAGUGCCAAGAGCCACCAGGAGGCCCAGCCAAUAAGCUUGGAUACUGUUUGGUAUCCUAGGGCCCACUGUUGUAUACCCGUGGACUGGAGGAUUCCUUGAGGUCUGAAGAUUUGGGAGUCUUCUACAGAUUUUGGCCAGCGUGUUCAAAAAGCCCCUGGUAGAAUUAAUUGGUUCUAAGGAUCCCUCUAGGGAUCUAAUUAUUUCAAGAGGAACCCAAGGUCCAGCCUUUUAAGUACAUGCCGCACCACAAAGGACCCACAUAACUAGCCCAGUUCAGGGUCCUCAGACAGGCACUUAGCCUCCACUGAGAGCUGAACCCUAAAAACAGUCAAGCCCCAGGACAGGAAGUGUGUGUGCGCUCUGUGGUUGGUCCCCGGAGGCUCCGUGGAGUAUGAAUGGUGAGUGGGGCACCCUGUAGCUAGAAUGUCCCAUUUCGGACAUCACUGCCCAGCAGCUUCUACGGGGUAAGUGGUACUUGCCAUUGGUGUGUUCUGGCCCUGCAGCCUCCAGAGGACACACCUCGCUCUGGUCCAGUGAAAGAGGCUGCGUUGACAGAGGAGCCGCGGGAGGCUGUGUUUCCUCUCAGUAUAAGGUUCCCAUUUACCGAAAAGGGAAGUGGUUUGUUUUCACUCCACUUUGACAAACAUCUUCCAUUACUAGAUUAUCUUGUUGUCUUCAAAUCUUUGUUUUCUUUCUUUCGCUGAGACAUGUGUGGGUUUGUGCCUUAUAAAUGGAAAUGUAUGAACACUCCUGAAUAUAUGGCCAUGUGAAAUUUGCGGUUUGGGGUUACUGGGAUUAGAAAGAAAGAAUUUGUUGCUUUUCAACCAGUGGAUGAAGGAUUGUUUAUCAAUCAAAAGACUCUUUCAAUCUGCUUAUUUUUGGCAAAAGAAGAAGAAGAAGGGGAGGACGAGAAAGAAAAAUAUUCAACUGAAGCUUUCCAAUAAUCUUUAUAUCAAGAAAAUGUAUGUUUUGUCAGCUUUGUAGUUUUCCUAGAUGGGUGCCUCUAUUAAUCCCCAAGUACAUGAACUUCUGUGCUACCCAAGUGUCUUACACAAGCUUCUGGUGUCUAGGCCAAAUCCACCACAAAUAAAGUUAGCGAACUGAAUCGGGUUGGACUAAGCAAGGGCAUGGGGGAGUUGUGCAAACACAUUACAAGUAGAGGGUCAGUUUAAAAUGGGGAAUAGAAAGUGCUUGAAUUGUUCAUUAGUAUGGAUUCAAAGACCAUGCUCUUUUAAAAGUUGGAAGGAAGAUGUAAGUCAAGCUCUUGAACGGAACUGGUGGUCAUGGUGGCCGAGAUCUUGAGGACAAAUGCAGGUCGUUUUUAAAAAAGAGAAAACAGUGAUUUUGAAAUGUAGACCAAUGCCAGCCUGCACACUGUAAAUGGUCUGUAACAAGAUAAGUACAAGAUAGACCAAACUUGUAGAUAUUGCCAUCAAAUUCUUAGUGUAAUUUACACAAGUGUUGGCCCCUCAAGUGAUCGAAUUUUUUUUUUUUACUUUUUCACCACAAAUAUUUGAGAAGCCUUGAGGUAGGGGGUAGUAACAUGUAAACACAGGAAAUGCAGAUGUUUGUUCAUUAAUACUCAGACUUUUAAGGGAUUAAAUACUCUUUUAAAACAUCUUCAUUAAAAUGAGUGAAUGGUAAGGAACAGGCCAAGUUUGUUUAAAAGGAAUAAUUAUUUGAUAAAGGAGAUGAUUGUCUUUCUCCACCAGACCCCCUCAAAUAAUUGGCAUCUACUGGAAAUUCUGCUCAUUACCUCUCUCUCUCUCUCUCUCUCUCUCUCUCUCUCUCUCUCUCUCUCUCUCUCGUUUUUUGUUUUGUUUUUUUUUAAGCAAGUACUUUCAACCUAUUAAAAUGUAAAUGCCUCUGAAAAAAACUAAGCUAUCAGUCCAUUUACAUACUAUGAAUAAAAACUCUGAUGGAUUUGUAUCGGACCCUAGCCAGAGUAGGAUGAGGGGAUGGUAGGACGUACUAGACUGGGGACACAUUUGCCCAUUUCUCUGCUGCCUAGUACUUCCUGACCUAUGUAUUUAAUUAACAAGCUGAUGUUGAUACUCUUCCGGUGCUAGGCUUUCAUUUCGCACCUCGGCUGAAAGUACCUCAUUCCGGAACAUUCUCAAUCCUCUACUGGAAGCUUGAAAAACAGCAGGAGCUCAGGCCACGCGUUGAAGGUCCAACUUUCCUGCUUAUGUUGCCCACCUUUUCACAAAUUGUACCUUAAGGUUUCACGAUUGCUGCGCUGUAGUUUCAAGUAGAUCCUCCAGAUGGCACUCACGUCUUACUCAGAGAAAGCCCAGCCAUUGCCCUCCAGGUCUCAGCCUGCAGAUAGAGUUGGACCCGGUGUUUUGCUUAAUUGCUUGGCAAGGAAACAUUGGAACUAUUUUCUGUUUAUUUAAAUCUACUUACAGAAAUGACCAUUAAACUGAUUUUGUAUAUGGA